Messenger RNA from Ustilago hordei, 1041 nucleotides. RefSeq lists its product as uncharacterized. Gene Ontology annotation, biological process: iron-sulfur cluster assembly. Bases 1 to 1041 code for a protein of 346 amino acids. Gene Ontology annotation, molecular function: iron-sulfur cluster binding. The record is from RefSeq and is a predicted model, not a curated record. The transcript has a single exon. Gene Ontology annotation, cellular component: cytoplasm. NCBI's taxonomy places the organism in Eukaryota, Fungi, Basidiomycota, Ustilaginomycetes, Ustilaginales, Ustilaginaceae.
AUGUCCCACCCCGUAGCAACCGACGCUGCGUUGACGCACAACUCCAAGGGUGUAGUUUCUUCGACCUCUGUCGACCCCACCGGUACCGUCCUCGUGAUUGGCUCCAUGGCCUCUGCCCAAAGCGGCGCAUAUCAAAAAGCCGUCGAGACCUACUCUGGCCGUCAAGUUGAAAUGCACAUGGUCGAUCGGCUCACCGAUGGGGCAACCUCGCUUCCCGCCAGCACUUACCCUCUCGCUCAUCUCGUCGUAUCCUACGCCGAUGCCGCAUCUGCAGUUCUCCUCUCCUCCCUCCACUCUGCUCUCCAGCCUUUGGCAAAAGUUAUUGUCCAAGCAGGCGACCUAGUGGAUGCAACUACAGCUCAAAACGUCAAAGCGGAACUCACCAUCGCUGGCUUUACCGACAUCCAAACUGAUGCUGCUGCCGGUCUCAUCUCCGCUAGCAAACCUGCCACUUGCACUAGCUCGUUUUACAUUGGUUCCUCUUCCACUUCCUCCGCCUUGCCUCUGCGUCGCAAGUUGGGCUCCUCCACCUCCUCUUGCGCUAAAAAGUCUUUGUGGGCAACUCAACCAGCCUCAUCAACCGACCUGAUCGACGAAUCCUCUCUCCUUCGCGAUGUUGAUUUCAUCCCCUCAACCGCUGUCAAACGUCCUGAUUGCGACGUAGGUCCUGGUCAGGGUAAGAAGAAGAAAGCUUGCAAGGGUUGCACCUGCGGUCUCCGCCAACUUCAAGAGGAGGAAGAGAGGAGUGCAAACAGCAAUCUAGUUCAGCUGGAUACAGAGGAUAUGGACAUGCCCAACGCUCAACCCGCACAGGCUAAUGGUGGAAAGAGAACGGAAGUGGCGGAAACGAUCAUCGGUAAGGAUGGAAAACCAAAGACGAUCAAGAGGAUUCAGGUGGAUACAAAGGGCGCGACAAGCUCGUGCGGUAGUUGCUUCUUGGGCGAUGCAUUUAGGUGUAGUAGUUGUCCUUAUUUGGGCUUGCCUGCCUUUGAGCCUGGACAGAAGGUCGAGAUUCCGGCUGGUAUGGAUGAUGACAUCUAA